Molecule: messenger RNA, 1334 nt
Organism: Arabidopsis lyrata subsp. lyrata
Lineage: Eukaryota; Viridiplantae; Streptophyta; Magnoliopsida; Brassicales; Brassicaceae
Product: flavonol synthase 3
Source: RefSeq, a predicted model, not a curated record
GAAAAAAAUGUGGAGAAGAAGAUACGUGAUUAGAGAAAAUAGUCAUCUGACUGAUUAAAUUCAAAUAUAAUUUUAUUUGGGUUAACCUAAAUAAUAAAACAACAGACAACCCGAAUCAUCCUCACCACCUUCCCCUAUUUAAAAUUCAUAUUGCAACUUCUCCCUCCGAUCAACUCUUUCGUACAAAACGAAGCAGAAAAGAGUGAAACUGAAAACCAUGGGAGAUGGAGAAAAACCAACACAUUUCUUCUCCGGACAUCCCCGUCAUUGAUCUAUGUAGUCCCGAUGAAGAGCUUGUGGCAAUUGCGGUGGUCAAAGCGAGCCAAGAGUGGGGGAUAUUUCAGGUGGUUAACCACGGAAUCCCGACCGAGCUGAUACUGAGGUUGCAACAAGUGGGGAAGGAGUUUUUCGAGCUACCGGAGACAGAGAAGGAAGCCGUAGCGAAGCCAGAGGACUCCUUGGAAGAUCUUGAAGGUAGAAACGCAUGGGUGGAUCAUCUCUUUCACCGCAUCUGGCCACCGUCUAGAGUCAACCACAAAUUCUGGCCUAAGAAUCCUCGAGAGUACAUUGAAGUGAAUGAGGAGUACGCAAGUCACAUAAAGAAGCUAUCGGAGAAAAUCAUGGAAUGGUUAUCAGAAGGACUAGGUUUAAGGCGUGAGGCAUUGAAGGAAGGUCUAGGCGGCGAAACGGUUGAGUAUCUAAUGAAGAUCAAUUACUAUCCGCCGUGUCCAGAUCCGGAGUUGGUCGUGGGAGCUCCCGAUCACACUGAUGUCAAUGGAAUCACACUCCUAGUCGCUAAUGAGGCUUUAGGACUUCAGGCAUUCAAAGAUAACCAAUGGAUCGACGCCAAGUAUACCACUUCCGGGAUCAUUGUCAUCAUCGGCGAUCAAUUCUUGAGAAUGAGCAAUGGGAAGUAUAAGAGUGUGGAGCAUAGGGCGAAGAUGGAUAAGGAGAAGACGAGAAUCUCGUGGCCGGUUUUUGUGGAAUCUAGCCUUGAUCACGUCUUCGGACCUUUGCCAGAGCUAAUUACCGGUGAUGAGAACAUUCCCAAUUUUAAGCCUUACGUCUACAAAGAUUACAAAUUUCGUAAGCUUAAGAAGCUUCUUCUCGAAUGAGAAAGUCUCAUAAUACCAUCAACGGAUGAGAGAUCAUGAAUAAAUUUUUUCUUUAUUGGGUUAUUUCGUCUGCCUUAAUAAGUUUUAUCUAUUUAUCAAAUUACAGCAUUGUGUGUGUGUGGCGUGUUUACGUAUUUGAAUAUUAAUCAAUUUGGAAUGUAACGUUGAAACUGCAUUUAUUAUUUAUUGUUAAGAUAUUCAUGGGGUGUAUCUUUAUCA